AGCGGCUACUUGUGGCUCCGAGCCAGAAAUGACGAUUCUUACCGGAGCUUCCCGAGGACCGCCGAAACUACUCCCGAUCUGGACCCUAUUGAAGUCUGUUGUUGUCGGGUAGGGGGGUGAUGGGGUGGACGACAUUAGCGAAAUAAAGAAGAAGAAAAAAAGGAGAUUUCCAGAGAGCCAUCAGUCCUGAGCCCCUCCCAGUUCUGUGAUUUUCGGAUUCGAGGACUGACGAAGAGACCGACCAUUCAAGAUGAAAGUAAUCAGCGCUGCAGUGCUUAGCGCCCUGUUCUGCACCGUUGUGUCAGCAUCUUUGAAAGUUAAAAAGGAAGAAAAGACAGCCUUCUUCGGAGAGGACAUUCACAUCGACGUCCCGCCUGGGAACCUCGGUGAGGUUGUGUUCAUACCCAGGACCAACCGGUCGUCUGAGGUGGUUCUGCUGCGAGCGGGCGUGGUGGUGACCCCCCGGGGCCAUCUCAACUCUCUGGGCCACCUGGUGCUGGAGGACAUGCAGGAGGAGGACGAGGGGGAGUACAUCAUUAAGAACACCAACAACCCCAACGCAGCCAAGCACCUCACCCUCGUUGUCAGGGAUUGCUCUUUGGAGCAAGUGGUGAAGUACGGAGAAACUUACUACAUCCAUCUCAACCAGGUGGAAGGCCCCAUCACUCUGGAGUUCAGGCCCGGUCUGGUUCAGGCCAAUCACAGUGAGAUACAUGGUACAACAGAGCCUCCGCCCGUGGUGCUGUACAACCAGACGGCGGUGCUGCCAGAUUACGCGGGCCGUCUCAGCGUGUCAGAGAAGCGGGUGACGCUGCACUCGGUCAGGAUGACGGACGAGGGGAGCUUUACAGUGCUGGACCGUGAGGGCAAAGUCAAGAGGAGGAACUGUCUGAAUGUCAGAGAACACCAGAACUUCCUGCAUCCCUCCCAUGGAGAAAACCUGAAGGUGAAACUCUACCGGCCCCAUGCCAAUGUUAACAUUGUCUACAGGCCCAAAUCAGGCAAUCAGGACCGGGUCAUCCUGGACCAGGGGGUUCUGGCGACGCCGCUGGACCCUCUGCUGGAGGGCAGGCUGACUGUGGAGGGAUCGGAGCUCAGCAUAAAGAAGGUCCAAGUGGCAGACUCAGGUGUCUUCAAAGUGACAGACCUGGAUGGGUUUCCCGUGGCUCAUGUCUACAUCGAGGUAGAAGCCUAUAAGCUGCCUCCCCUGACAGUAGCCAUCCUCUCCCUGCUGAGCGUGAUCGCCUUCAUGCUGCUGGUGUGCCUGCUGUCCUGUGUCUAUAGAAUGCACAAGAGGAACGAGAAGAACAAGAAGCUGAUCCUCAUUGCUCAGCAGGCCGGCAAGGGAGACGGCGAGGCUUUCAGACAGGUGGUCCAUGAGGCUUACAACAGGUUCGCCGAGGAAUCUCUGAUGCACUCUGUAAGUGAGAGGCCCACGGAGAGCACCGAGGUAACCAUAAAGGGCCUCGAGGUGUCCAAACCGGGCCGCUACCACACUCUCUCCUCAGACAAUUUUCUGGAGAUGAGUGACUCUGGAGUGGAGUUCACCAGCUCUGGCCUCCCACUGGACAGUGACACCGAUGCGAUGACCUACGCCUCCCACAAGCCCCUCCUGAAUGCCGUCUUCCCUACAGCCAUGACCGAAGAAGUUCACAUCGACAGCCCGGAGGCCACCCUGGCCCCCCACGGCGACCUCAGUGCCAGCCGGACCCCUGACUCCGCCAUGAGUGCCAGCCCCGCCUCCAAUCCUCGCUCACUUGCAGCUGCCACCCCCGAUGGCAGCCUGCACGGUGCUGUCUCACCGGGAGCGGCCUCCAGGGGCACAGCUGGGUCGGAUUUAGCCAAAACGGAGGGAGGGGCUGAUUGCGAAGAAGCUGGGCAGAAGGAGGAAUCGGCUCAGAGCACCUGAGAGGAUGCACCAGGGUGUAUUUUUUUUUUUUAACUCAUUGUCCUCAUACAGUAAUGACAUCCACAAUAAUCUGGCUCUGUAUAUCACAUCCAAACACCAACGAGUCCUUGAACACUGCAUUUGAAACAUCAUAGACAAAAUAUUCAUGCUUGGAUUCAAAUGUCAGUUUAGCCUAAAAGAAAAUAAAAAUAAAAAAGGCAGUUGCACAAAAUGCACAAUACAAAAUGUCAUGCACUUAGCACUGAAAAAAAUGGAUGCGAAAGGUCAACCUUUAGCUCUAUCAAAAGAAGAACAAAGUCAUUCUGUGCAUAUGGAAAAUGCAUGCAUUUAAAUUAAACAUUAAGGUAGAUAUAGUUCAGAUCUACAGGAAGAUGCUGACGUUAGAGUAGACUGACUGCAUGCAAGCUUCAAUGGGCCGAAGACGCACCGGCUCAAAGGGAAGUUACGAUGAUGUGAAAAGGGAAAGUGCUCUCAGCACUUUCAGGAAAACACCUAAAUGGGAUCAGAUUUCACCACCUGUUGAACGUUGUCAAAAAUAAUUACAGGAGCCUGACAGCUUUGACAGCUGGAGUCAGCACGCUCCAAGUAAUCAGACAAUAAUUUCUAAGACCAAGGCUACUGACAACAGCAGCUAAGAGCUUCUCCUGUAUGGAGUCGAAUCUCAGCAUGUUGCCUCUGACAGCACUUUUGUCUGCUCUCACAGCAUCAGACAAACACUGCAAUGAUUGCAUUUCAUCCCACCCACACACAGACUCUAUUAACAAUACGAGUAUAUCAGAAGGCGUCUCUGCCUCUCAGACACAAUUCCUUGUCUCAGCACUCAUUCCUUCCGAUAUCCAUGAGAAAAACGUAUUCUUUCUGAAAAACCUGUAAACUGAAGCAAGCUUUGUAGAUUGAAUAACACCACUCCUACUCCAGUGGUUGUUUCCCUUUCUCUCAUAUAUUUUGUGUCACAUCUCCCACAUUUGAAGGCAUAAUCUAAAGAAACCUGUCGAAACGUCCGCCUCAUGUCACUCACACUAAUGAUCAAUUCCAGAUAAAACACCCGCAAGAACGACGGCUAACUGUAGAAACUAUCCUCAUCUGUUUUUGUUGUUGUUGUUUUUUUUCCCCCCAGUGGAGUUGUCACAAGCCCUAUCAUUGCAAAAUAAAAUUAAGAGAAGACUGUGCAUCACUCCAGGGACUUUUGGAACAGCUCCCGAGAACAUAAUUGGAUUCUUGGUCUCUUUUCAGAAGGACCGAUUCACGGACACCAUAGAGUGAGGAGCGGUGAUAAAAGAGACGACAGAGAUGGAACAGGCGACUAUUCGGGGAACAGAUAAAUGACUUGCAUGAUUUAAAGCGUCCUAUUUUCAUCUCAGCUCCCAUCCAUCGGACGGAGCUCUGAUUAUUGUAGUCCAGUUGUUUGCCAAAAUGAAGUGACUGGAACGCAGUCGGAUCAAUCUGAGAUAACGAAGCAGCCUACAGCCCCAACGGAAUGAGACUGAAUAACAGUGAUUAUGAAAGGGGUGUGUGUGUGUGUGUGUGUGUGUGUGUGUGUGUGUGUGUAGAUGUUUCAUACAAAGCAACCAACACUAUUAGACAUCCAAUGCUCUGCAUGGAGACGUGAUUCCUUCCAGCUCAGGAAAAAUAGGAAAUGAGAAAGAGGCGGUCAUUCUGAGCAUACAAAAUUCUGAAUGAAUGGCUACUAUCAAUAACGCAAACAAAAUGGUAAGCCCUUACAUUUGCUGUGUGCUCUAUGAAUUCAACCCCACCAACUGUGCAACAUACAAUUCAGUCAUGCAACUAUUGACUUUACCAGUAAUAGUGUGUAAUAUGUAUGGUAUAGGAAGGUCAAAUGUUUACAACCACUCCAGUUUAAAUGCACAGUAUUCAGCUAUUCUGUGACCAUGUUACACCUUGUAUAUUUGUUAGUGUAAAGAGCUCUAAAGCAUGUGUGGGUUUGAAAAAGGACAGAGGAUGGUGGUGCAGAUGUACCACAGGUAGCUCUUAAAUGUCAUCCUUGGAUAAUAUCUGUAGUCACGGUUUUUGUUCAUCUUUAAUUACACACUUAACAACUAUGAACACAUUUCGUCACAGAAAGACAAGACGAGUAAUACCACAAAAAUACAGAUGAGAGAGAGUGGAAAGUUCAAAGAUAUUUAAAGAGAAGCAUGAACAGUGAAUUAAAUUAAGCUCUCGCAGCCAUUACAACUGCUUUUGACUAAUUGGUUCCCUUUCCUUGCUGUGGAAGAAGCCUGUGGGCUAAUUCAGGUCACAGGAAACUGAUUUACAUGAAAGACCUUUCACACUGCUGAGGAAACUUUGUCCAAACUAUGUCCUCCCCUCCACGGGCCGAACAGUCUGUGCUAGCUGCACACUAAAGUGCAACACUUUUACACCUUUGGGGGACUUCACCAACUGAAACACACCAAAAAAUCUGUUAUCUUUAUCAGAACCAACAAGUCCUCCAAACCAUACGAUCGUAAAGGGUUGUUCAUUUAAACCUUCUAAUAGGACACAAAGGAGUGUUUUAUAACUUAGCGCCCAUAGCAGUGGCAGGAAAUAAGACACACAGGAGCGUUUUCCGUCGUAUCUAAACGUAACAGUUUGGUUAUUUGAAGCAACAAAAAUCCCCAUUUUCACAGAUAAACUCCAGACAAUGUCUGAGGUAUCAGGUCCAAACAUAGUCAGGAGUAACCCUUUCGCACAUGUAGCACACAGCAGGAGAUUGUCCAUGUCAAAUGCAUUCUCACUUACUGGAAACCACCACCCCAACCUUUCUUCUUAUGGGGAAUUUGGUGCUCUUAUAUGUCCUGCUUAGCUCCCAUCGCAAUUACUAUGGCCACUAGAGGGUGAUGCUGCCUAACAAUAAAACGUAAAUAAGGAUUGUAAUUGCGAUUGUACUAACAAAUUAUGGAGUCAAUUUUCAGGGCAGGACAGUCUCAUCAUUACACGGCUCACUGUCCCUAAAAUCCCUUUCAGAUGUCCCUGAUAUUGUUGCCAUUGACAGCUGUCAGCAGUAUGGCUACCUCAACAAGCUGUCAGACAGACACAGGUGUUUGGUGUCUGGAUAAGAAAAGCACAACAUUUAACAUGUGAUCCUUUUGAAACAAGAAAAAAAAGUUCACAUUGUAAUUAAAAAAGGGUCAAAAAUAAGUAGCAGCAAUUAUAAAUGCAAUAUAUGGAUCUGCUCAAAAUGACUAUAGUUCCCUUCUUAUUAGGCCAAUAUAGUUUGGUUGGAGUCUUUAUUGACUGCAGAAGUAAAAUGUUAUAUAUAUAUGAGUGUGUAAAAUGACUUACAUACCCUACUUGUCAUUUUAUUACUGAUUUUGUAUGGCUGUUUUGCUUGUGCAGGGACUUCACUUGAUCAGGUAUACAGUAUAUAUGAAUACAAAGAGGCAACAGUAAGGCUCCCAAAAUAGACUUUGUGUAUGAUGUAAAUACAGGUUGAUUCAAAUAAGCUCUCAUAAGAAUUUUAAGUGGAUUAAUGACAAAUUGAUAGUCAAAGGAUUGAGGGACUUUUAAUUAAAUCUAAGCAAUAUUCAUUAUAAUGGCACUGAGAUAUCACUAACAUCCACCGGGAAGGAAAGAAGAAUCAGUCACUCCUAACAGUUUUUUUCCACUGUUGUAAAUAUAAAGAUAUGGGAUCUGCAUGUGUAAAAAAAAAAAUAGUGUGAACAUACUAUGUUUCUUAUUGCAAGGCUUAUGCAAGAUUUUAUACUAUCAAAAUGCUGCUUUGAUCCUUUAACCACACGUCCACAGCGGAUAGAAAACAAAUCCAUAGUGCUGGAGACGCCUUCAGCUGUGAAGACUCUUCCAGCUCACGUUUGUCAUGUUUACACAUUUGGGUCACAGUGAGGCUGUGUGAAAUCCUUUCAUCAACACCUGCUUCAGCAGCGUUGGAGUAUCUGUAGUCGCCUCAGGGGUGCACUGUUUGACACCGUAACAGCGUUGUUGCAUUGAAAACCAGGUUGUCGUAUAGCAGGACCAAGACAGACAAAAGUGCAGAAAACCAACAUGUUGCAUGGGUGAAAAGAUUAAGCUCCACAUUUCAUCCAUUGAGAUGCAUGGAGCAACACAGACAUUUAAGAAAUUCAGGCCUCUGUAAAGCCAGAUAUCACACAUAAGUCAAAUAAUAUCCACAAAAAUGCUUAUAGUGUUGGCUUUAAUCUUCCUAGAAAAGAUGUCAACAGAGCAACUUUGAUAAAUGAAUUCAUGAUUUCAGUGGAAUGUGAAGUUUUCACAUUUAAGUACACUGACACUGUAUUUUAGAAGCCGGCGAUGCUGCUCGUCUCAGAUCUUUUGUGAAUAUAUCGAGUUGUUUUGAGUGAAGACGAAAUGUUUCAUUAUUAAUAUACAUCGCAAAGCCUCUGUUGGAGGACACUUGAGCAUUGUGCAGGGUGAAGGGGCAAGAGCCUCCUUUGGAUUUCAGCAUGUGCCUGUUGGAAUAUUAACAGCUGAUGAAGGCUUAAUGAAAGGAUUUCACUUUCCGUCAUUCAACCUUGUCAGUGGUUUUCUGUUUCAUUACACAUCAGAGCCGCUAUUCACAAAGCCUGUCAGAACAGAAGUGCUGAUCCGUGUGUGGGUAGGGCGAGAUUUAAUACAACGUCCUUUCAAUUCUGGUGGAUUCAAUCUUCUGUUAAUCUACUAUUCUCUGAAAUUCCAAAGAAUGUAAUGAAAAAGCAUGAAAUGAUGUCUGCGGUGUCGCAGUUUGCUGAUACCUCUGAUCAUAAUAGAAAUUUGCUUUAGCGCAAAAAUAUCAGAAGUACUGUCAACUGCAAUUCCUGACACAGAGAACAAUUAAUUUGAAUUCAGUCCAGUGCAGCUCAGUGGCUCGUACUGUGAUUGAAUUUAGUCUUAUCUUUGAUUCGUGACAGAUAUUUGGAGAAAAUAACUGAAAAAACCACUGAUGUUUGGCACUCUUAAGCUGAAAUACAGUAAGAAACACACAGCAGCACUCCUCCUCUGGGCUACAUGGAGAAUUAAUCAGAAAUGCAUUGCACGCUGUCUGCUUGAAAAUUACUUCGUAGUCACACGUCUGUUGCCAACGUGAUACUCCCAACACAUGUUUUUUUGCAAGAAAAAACAAAACAUAUUCCUAAAAAUACUUUUCAUAUAGUCAGUGUGUUUACUUUGGGACAAACGUAGCUCAUCCUAAACUAGUGCAUUUACUGGAGAGGGAAACAAAUGGCACCUCUUUUGAAUGAACAUGCUUGAAUACAUGUCUUUGUCAGAGUUUUUUGUAGCAUCACUUUAGCACCAUAAAGACGACACUCACUACUAAUGUGCUCACUGUUUCUCCAUACUCUGAUAUUAUAGCCUAUAUCUGCGGUCCCAGUGUAUACCUAAGAGUUAGUGUAACUGCAGCAUGCUGACCUGUAGAUUGCAUGUGGGACAGCAGCCGUGAUGCCGAUAGCUAAUAUUGAUAUUAGUCAUAAUAUAGUCUAUAAAAAUAAUAAUAAUAAUAUGAAUUGCACUUUUCUGUACAGCUGGCCUCCUGAGUCCAUCCUGAUUUUGUCACUGAGGUCUGGUCCUGGUUUCCCAUGAUCCUCCUGACUCAAUAUCACCUCUCAGAGUGAUAGUUAAAGGAGAAUACUGGUGUGUUUUUUUAUUUUUUAUUUUGCUGCCAAUUAUCUACAGAUUUUUUCAGAUAUUAUCUUUAUGUCUUGUAUUUGCUGCCAUUCAUAUUUUGCAAUUUAAAAAAAAUGUAUGAUUUGCCUUGAAGUCUCCAUUUGGCUUUUAGUUGUAUUUCAUUGUAUCUGAGUAUUGCUCUUAGUGUUUUAUGGUAUACUCUUAAUUCUGGAGGAAAUAAAAGUCUCCACCUAAAAAUAAUCACUGUAAACAUUUUGGCUCACUAUGUCACAUCAUUCAUGUUUAGCUUUAUUCAUCAAAGGCAUCUUUGCUGGGACAAACUAAUCUUUACUGUAAAACCAAUCAAAUGGCAUGUAUGUGGCACUAGUACUCUCCUUUAACGUCACUUCUGGUAUAAUGUGCACAGAUUUGAUGCUGAUGUUUAUUCAAUAAUUUCAACAAACAUUUAUCAUUCUAAUCAUCAUUAAAGUUUGCAUUGCAGGUUUAUUUUAUGUGGAUUUGGUAUUACGUUCACAUGUUGAAUGCCAUGCUAUUUGCAUCUAUAGUGAUUUACACUUUACAUAAUCUUUCUCCACAGAACAUACACUCUCGUAGUUGUAAAAUAAUUUUGGGAAACCCCGGAGUCAGGAUGGCUCUUGAGGCUAAACUAGAUCCUAUUAGUUGUUUUAGCUCAUAACUCAGGCAGGUGAAGUAUUAUCACUGUCAAUAUUACUGCUGUUGCUUGUGCAAAAAAGGCAACAUAAACCACUUUUUCAUUUUUUUCCUCCCAUUCAUUUGUGUGGUUGAUUUUCAGCCCAACAAUAACUCUUUAUUUAGCUAGUAUUCUGCAUGCUUGGAUAAAAGUCUUCUGUGUUGUGUUCGAGGUUUGAUUGACUUAGUGGAAUCCAGAUUUAUUCAGUUUAUAUUUCAUCACUGAUCAAACAAGUACAUUACACAUCAAAAACAUUGAAGUGUGAAUGUCUCAGGAUGUGCAAGUGCAAGUUUAGGUUGUAAAUGAAAAAAGAAAAGUUGAAAGGAGACAUUACAGUAUGAUUUUUGAUACUAGAAAUUCUGGUCACUGGUUUGUCUGCAUGUUGUUACUGGUUGUUGCUUUCAAUUUGAAAGAAAUUACGUGAAUGCUUCAUAUCUAAGAGUUCAGGUCUCAUUUGAUGUGUUUCCAGGUAAUCAUUGACUUUAACGAUACUUCACUGCACUGCCACGAACAAACAUCCACACCCCCUUGUUUGCUUGAAGAAUAAAUCAAUGAUUAUUUAUAUACCGGUACUAUAUAAGACCUUUUGGCAUCCUACAAAGAAUUUUAUAAAGCUUGUCUUUUUUUUCUGUAAUGAAUGAAUAAUUCCAA
Perca fluviatilis (European perch) is the source of this 8825-nucleotide messenger RNA. RefSeq lists its product as uncharacterized. Bases 251 to 1909 code for a protein of 552 amino acids. The record is from RefSeq and is a predicted model, not a curated record. Lineage: Eukaryota; Metazoa; Chordata; Actinopteri; Perciformes; Percidae. The transcript has 10 exons.